Molecule: messenger RNA, 378 nt
Organism: Prorocentrum cordatum
Lineage: Eukaryota; Dinophyceae; Prorocentrales; Prorocentraceae
Source: the annotation of a GenBank genome assembly
AUGACCAACACCGUCGGCGGCUUCGAAACGGACCACGCGAUCGCGAUCCUGGACGCCUUCCCGUGCACCCCCGGGCACGCGCUGCUCCUGCCGAAGGCCAAGGGCUACGUGACCGUCAUGGACAUGCCCGCGGAGGCCGCGGCGGCGGUGCUGCGGGAGCUGCCGCGCCUGGCGCGGCUGGUGCAGGGCGCCACCGGCGCGGACGGCGUCAACGUCGUGCAGAACAACUACGCGGCCGCGGGGCAGGUUGUGCCGCAUCCGCACUGGCACGUGAUCCCGCGCCUCGACGGCGACAAAUUGGUGCAGCUGGGUAAGUCUGCGGGCCCGAUCAGCGCGGAAGACGCAGCCGCUAUGCUCGCCAAGAUGAAGGACCAGUGA